This is a messenger RNA of Arxiozyma heterogenica, 2901 nucleotides long. It is a transcript of the gene ROT2, whose product is annotated as glucan 1,3-alpha-glucosidase ROT2. The transcript has a single exon. Gene Ontology annotation, molecular function: carbohydrate binding; alpha-glucosidase activity. Gene Ontology annotation, cellular component: glucosidase II complex. Gene Ontology annotation, biological process: carbohydrate metabolic process; N-glycan processing. Bases 1 to 2901 code for a protein of 966 amino acids. The record is from RefSeq and is a predicted model, not a curated record. Lineage: Eukaryota; Fungi; Ascomycota; Saccharomycetes; Saccharomycetales; Saccharomycetaceae.
AUGAAUAUAUUGUCGUUCAAAUUAUUCCUUGUAUUAAUAAUAUCAUUCUCAAAGGUAUAUUCUUUCACUGAUUAUCUAUUAAAAGAUUGUGAUAAGGAUUCAUUUUGUCAUAGAAAUAGACAUUAUGCUAGAGAACAAGCCAAAUCCUUGCAUAAAGGUAUUUAUACUUUAGAUAAACAAAGUAUUCAAAUAACUGAAGAUAAUGUUUUUACUGCUAAUUUAAUUAAAACUGUCAAUGACAUUGACAUCAUUUUACCUCUUCAAUUAUACCUUUUAAAUGAUCCAUUGAGUGCUAUUAGAUUCACCAUAGAUGAAAAAAGACAGAAUUGUACUGAAGAAAAAGUUAGUUGUCAAAGGUAUAAUCAGACUUGGAAUUGGGCUACACUCCUUCAGUACCAUAACACUAGCUUAUCUAGUAAUAAAUUACACUGGGAAUUUUCAAAGGAAAGCUCAAAACAUGGUUGGUUUUCCUCAAAACACGGAGAUGAUGAUGAAGUAAUUAUUAUUCAAAAUGCAAAUAAAUUCAAAGAUAUCAAGAUUAAAUUAACCGUCAAAGAUUUCCAAAUGAUGGUUUAUUAUAAAGAUACAUUAGAAAUCAUCGUUAAUGAAAGAUAUCUAUUAAAUUGGGAACAUUACAGACGUAUCGAUAACAAUGACCAAAAUGUCUUACCCUUUGAAUCCACCUUCAAUAUGUUUACUGACGAUUUCCAAUAUUCUAAAUCAGAUACUAUCCCAUUAGGCCCUGAAUCUGUUGCUCUCGAUUUCACUUUUAUUAAUUAUGGUAAUGUUUACGGAAUUCCAGAACAUGCAGAUUCUUUGAAAUUAAAAGAUACUUCUUCUACUAAUACUGUUAUUUCAAAAGAUAAAGAAUCUUCCUCACAGAGAAAGACAAGUGACCCUUAUAGACUUUUCAAUACUGAUGUAUUUGAGUAUAAUGUCGAUUCAAAACAACCAAUGUAUGGCUCCAUUCCGUUUAUGAUCGCUGCUAGACCUGGAUCGUCUAUGGGUAUUUUGUGGUUAAACCCAUCAGACACCUGGAUCGAUAUCAAUUACCAUUACCACAAUAAACUUAAUGACACUAAAACACAUUGGAUCUCAGAAAAUGGAAUAAUCGAUGUUACUCUAUUUUUUGGUGAUCAUCCAAAGGAUAUUACAAACCAGUAUAUCCAAUUAACAGGGUCACCAGUAUUACCACAACUUAGUGCUAUUGGUCAUCAUCAAUGUAGAUGGAAUUAUAACAACGAAUUGGACGUACUUAACGUACAAAAAAACAUGGAUGAUGGCCAUUUCCCAUUUGAUUUUAUUUGGUUGGAUUUGGAAUACACUGAUCAAAAAAAAUUUUUCACAUGGAAUCUAGAUGCAUUUCCCAACCCAACAAGACUCCUAAAAAAAUUAAAUAAAUUAGGUAGACAAUUAGUAAUAUUGAUUGACCCACAUCUAAUGGCUAAAUAUGAGGUUAGUAGAAAGAUAGUCAAGUCUGGUAGUCAAGUUAGGGAUCAUGUAGGGAGAACUUUCUUUGGUGAUUGUUGGCCAGGUAGAUCAAUUUGGAUUGAUACUAUUAGUAAACUUGGACAAUUUGAUUGGUCUAAUUUGUUCAACGAUUUCAUUAAUAAAUGGUUACCACAGAUUGAUAUUAAUUGGAAUAAUUUGCAUUUUUGGAAUGAUAUGAAUGAACCUUCUAUAUUUUCCGGUCCAGAGACAACUGCACCAAAGAAUCUUUUACAUGAUAGAGAUAUAGAAGAAAGAUCCAUUCAUAAUUUAUAUGGAUUAAGUGUUCAUGAGACUACUUACAAAGCAGUUAAAGAAAUAUAUAAGAAUCUAACCAGACCAUUUAUCUUAACAAGAUCCUUCUUCGUCGGUUCACAACGUUCUGCCGGUUCAUGGACUGGUGAUAAUGUAGCUAAUUGGGAUUAUUUAAGAAUCUCCAUCCCUAUGAUUUUAACUAAUAAUAUUGUGGGUAUGCCUUUUAUUGGUGCUGAUAUAGCUGGGUUUUCUGGUGACCCAGAUCCAGAAUUAAUUGUCCGUUGGUAUCAAGCUGGUUUGUGGUAUCCAUUCUUUAGAGCUCACGCUCAUAUUGAUACAAAAAGAAGAGAACCAUACCUUUUUGAAGAAACAGUUAAAAAUAUUGUAAGAAAUGCAAUUCAAUUAAGAUACAAAUUAUUGCCAACUUUUUACACCGCUUUUCACAAAGCCAGUAUCACUGGCUACCCAAUUAUGUGUCCUAUGUUUUAUGAAAAAUCUACUUUUAUUGAAAUGUACAAUAUCGAUGACCAAUUCUAUCUAAGUGAUUCGGGUAUAGUUGUGAAGCCAAUUGUCUCCUCUAAUACAAGAAACACUUCAAUGAUUUUAGCUCCUGGAAUAUACUAUGAUUUAGAAAGUCUAGAACCUAUUGUUGUAUCUGGUGAUAAUAUUCAGGCUGUUAAUAUGAAUAUUCCUUUGUCCAAAAUACCUGCUUUCAUUGAGGGAGGACAUAUUAUUGUAAGAAAAGAUAGAUAUAGAAGAAGUUCACAAUUAAUGUUACAGGAUCCAUACACAAUUGUAAUUGCACCUAAUAAUAACAGGGAAGCUUUUGGGAAGUUAUAUGUGGAUGAUGGUAAAUCUUUCCAAUAUGAAGAAGGUCAAUACUUGGAGACUAAUUUCCAAUUAAAUAAUGGCAUUAUUAAAAAUCAACCAAAUCAUGUUCCAAACUUAUCAGAAAAUAUUCGUACUACUUUUGGAAACACAUUGAUUGAAACAAUCAUUAUUCCAACUAGUGAAAAAAGUACUCUUAGUAUAGGAAAACGAGUUAAAGUAAAACAAAAUGAAACAGAAUGGUACGUUGAUGUUACUAAAGAGAAUCAUCUAAUAAUAAUACAAAAUCCACUCGUUUACUUUGAAAAUGAAUGGGAAAUAAUUUUUUAA